ACCACAAGUUAGCAAGCAAUAGAUACUCUUUUAGCUUUAGCUUUACACACAGAAUCUUAAAUUCCUCAGCCUUGUACAAGGCCAUUUUACCAAAAGAAACCAAAUGGCAGCUGCUUCUGCUUCUCCAAUGGCUAGCCAGCUCAAAAGCCGCUUUUCAUCAUCCAUCACUAGAGGACUUGUUAUUCCUAGAGGCAUUUCUGGUGCUCCAUUUAGAGUUUCUCCUACCAAGAGGAGUUCUUGUUUUACUGUCAAGGCCAUUCAAUCAGAAAAGCCAACCUUCCAAGUGAUUCAACCAAUCAACGGUGACCCAUUCAUUGGAAGCCUUGAGACUCCAGUAACAUCAAGCCCAUUGAUAGCCUGGUACCUCUCCAACUUACCUGCCUACAGAACAGCAGUUAGUCCACUUCUUCGCGGUGUCGAGGUCGGGUUAGCCCAUGGGCUACUCCUAGUAGGCCCAUUUGUGAAGGCAGGUCCAUUAAGAAACACAGAGUAUGCAGGAGCAGCAGGGUCACUGGCAGCUGGAGGUCUUGUUGCGAUACUAAGCAUUUGCUUGACAAUGUAUGGAGUUGCACAAUUCAAUGAAGGAGAACCAUCAACAGCUCCAAGCCUAACUUUGACCGGAAGGAAAAAGGUGCCUGACCAGUUGCAAACUGCUGAUGGAUGGGCUAAGUUCACUGGAGGGUUCUUUUUUGGUGGAAUUUCUGGUGUCAUUUGGGCUUAUUUCCUUCUCUAUGUUCUUAAUCUUCCUUACUUUGUAAAGUAGAAGGUUUUUGUAUUUUUUAUUAUCACCCUCUCUCAAACCUCUUGUCAAUUUGUAUCUACUAUUUCGCUAUGAAAACUGCAUAUUUCUGUCUCUAUUGCA
This is a messenger RNA of Jatropha curcas, 862 nucleotides long. It is a transcript of the gene PSAL, whose product is annotated as photosystem I subunit l. Gene Ontology annotation, biological process: photosynthesis. Lineage: Eukaryota; Viridiplantae; Streptophyta; Magnoliopsida; Malpighiales; Euphorbiaceae. Gene Ontology annotation, cellular component: chloroplast thylakoid membrane; photosystem I; photosystem I reaction center. The record is from RefSeq and is a predicted model, not a curated record.